Maylandia zebra (zebra mbuna) is the source of this 2222-nucleotide messenger RNA. RefSeq lists its product as uncharacterized. The record is from RefSeq and is a predicted model, not a curated record. Gene Ontology annotation, biological process: regulation of gene expression. Lineage: Eukaryota; Metazoa; Chordata; Actinopteri; Cichliformes; Cichlidae. Gene Ontology annotation, cellular component: nucleus.
GGUACGGAUCGGGUAGUGACAGUAGCGUUAGCCUGUUAUUAACCUUGUUGCGGAUGGCUGUGUAGCCGAUGAGUGUGGCAAAUUGUUGCAGCAGCAAUGUCUUCAGUUGGUGGGUGGAGGAGCGUCAUUGGUGUGAGGCUGGAUGGAGCAUUUGAGGGAAUCUUCACAGAGUUUGAAAGUAAAAUGGAGCAGUGCGAGACAGAAGUGGAGCAUCAGCGCAGACUGCUGGAAACCAUCCGGAACCCCGAAAUAAAGCUGCACAGAAUAGACCAACGCUGCAUCUGUACAAAGAAGGAAGAGGAAAUCUCUAUCCAGGAGAAGAACGCCAGUCUGGAUCCAGAGGAUCAGAAACCUUCACUGAUUAAAGAGGAGCAGGAGGAGCUGUGCAUUAGUGAGGAAGGAGAGCAGCUUGUGCUAAAGCAGGAAAGUGAUGCCUUCAUGGUGACUCCUGUUUGUGAGGGCAGUGCCGAGCUUCUGUCCUGUUUUGUACCUGAGAGUCGAGAACAGGAAGGAGUCAAAUGUGAAAACUCAGGAAUGCCCUUAAAAACGGAGCCGAAACCAAAGAAAGUCUGUAACAACACAGAUGAAAACACACAAGUCUGCAGGAAUAGUUUACAAAUAAAAGAACUUUGUGGUACUACGAAUAAUAAUAUAGAUGGGACGCUUUACUCCUGCAGCUCCUGCGCGGAGACAUUUGAACAUGAAUCAACGCUUAAAAAUCACCUACGAAUCCACGCAGACGAUGAGCCGUAUUCCUGCAUGACAUGUGGGAAGGUUUUCAACUACAGCGCUUCCUUCAAGCUCCACAUGAAAGUCCACACGGAUGAGAGGCCGUGCUUCUGUGAGAAGUGCGGCAAAACGUUCAGAAGAAACGAUAAGCUGCGGCUGCACAUGAGAACGCACACGGGGGAAAAGCCGUACCUCUGCAUCACCUGCGGAAAAAGGUUUAACGACCCGUCGGCGUUCAGGAGGCACACGGCCAUACACACCGGCGAGAAGCGGCAUUCUUGCAAAACCUGCGGCAAACGUUUUGCCCACAGCAACAGCUUUCUCUGCCACAUGAGAACCCACACAGGUGAGAGGCCUUACCUCUGCACCACCUGCGGGAAUAGAUUUGUCAACGCCUCAAAGCUUAAAAGGCACACGAGGACACACACGGACGAGAAGCCUCACGUCUGCAACACCUGCGGGAAGAGGUUCAUUCGCCUUUCCAGGUUGACGAGUCACACGAGGAUUCACACGGGCGAGAAGCCGUACUCAUGCCAAAUAUGCCAGAAGGACUUCGCUUACACCACUUCCUUGAAGGUCCACAUGAGAGUCCACACAGGCGAGAAGCCGUACGUUUGUGAGAAAUGUGGGGAAAGUUUCAGUCAGGCGGGGAGCCUAACCACCCACAUGAGAAGGCACGCAGGUGAAAAAAAAGUCCUGAAACACCUGUGAGGAGAAAAUAUGAGCGAAAAUGAGUUGAUUAGGUUUUGGUUUAAAGAGGGUUGUGUAACUUUACUGUGUGUUAUACUGUACAUGAUGAGCCUGCCUUUAGAUUCAAGUCUAAUGUUGUGUUAAUGUGGUGCGUCAGCGGUAAUGCUCCAAGUGCUCGAGUUGCACUGCACAGCAGAGGACAACAAAAAAAAUGGCUUCAAGGUAAGAAAAUAGAAGUCUGCAGUCUUUUUAAUGACCAGCAGGAGGCGAGUCUGGACUCAAACGCUGGUUUUAGGUCAUAUUUCAUAAAAUGUUGUAAAUUAUGCUCUGUAAUAAAGGCAGAUGAGGAUUAAUAGAGUAUAUGUACUGUCUGAAAUCCUGGGCAGAAGCUCCCCCACUUGUUUCAACACUAAGAUGGUGAAAACCAGCUUGAGGCUUCGUGACAUGAUGUCAUGGUGGAUACAUCCAUCUUUUAGAUGCAGUUUGUGGGGGCAUCUUUUUAUGAUGAAAUCCUUAAAAUCUGAGAAUUCACCAGCACUUCUGAAGUAUUUCAUCUCUAAUCGUGAUAUAUGUAUGUGGGAUUAUGUGUUAGUCUCUCAUGUAUAUUAGAGGACUACAGGCUUGUUUUUAAUAAAUAAUAUAAGAUGGGAAGGAGUGAUGAAAUGAGAGGCCGGCUGGCUCUUGUGGUUCAUCUGAAUCAGUUGAAAUCUGAAAAAUCGACCCUGCCAGUUUUUGUUUUUCUUCUUUCUUUUUUUUUUGUAAACAAAAAAAUGUAGUCUCAAAGAGUGUAAAGGACAAUAAAA